GCUCCGUUUUUUGUGUUCAAAGUUCACAGCGAAACAACAACAAAGCAGGAAACAAUGCGAUAGCUUAGCUAACUUAGUUUAGUAGUUAAAUAAUCAAUUGUUCCUACCUCAACUAAUUUGACGAAAUGACAACUGCGUUAUCUAAACAAAGUUUGUUGUUCAUGACAUUUAGUCUUGCUUUGACCAGGUUUUCAUACUGCUCAGUUGCAAAUGCUAACGUCAAUUCAAACAUACCUGCGAUUGCAAAUCAUUUUGGAACGAAAGGCAGAUAUGAGGAGGUUAACCGUUAUCUCAUUAAUGACAUUCUCUCGGUAAACAAAUCCAUUUUAAAACCAGUAUGUACCAAUAGCACGGCUAUUCAUGUGACCGCUAUUAUUCGGCAUGGUACACGAUAUCCAUCGACCAAAAAUAUAAAAAUUAUGCAACGGCUUUACGACCUUGUUCUAAACGAGGCAAUGAAUACUGAUAAAUGGCUGAAGGAUAUCAAAACCAAGUGGGAAAUGUGGUACACUGACGACAUGGAUGGCAAGCUUGUGGAGAAGGGCCGAGAUGACCAUAGGCAUCUGGCUGUCAGGUUGGCAACACUGUUUCCAUCUCUGAUAUCCGAGGAAAACCUCAGAGCCCACCGUAUCCGUUUCAUCACUAGCUCUAAACACAGAUGCGUGGACAGCAUUGUAGCAUUUCAAGAGGGCCUACUCAACCUUUGGAAAGUGACAGAAGUUGGACCCAGCCACAAAAUCAACGAUGAGUUGAUGAGGUUCUUUGACCAGUGUCAGAAAUUUGUUGAGGACGUAGAGAACAACCAAACUGCCCUGGAAGAGGUCCACCUCUUCAAGGCCUCAGCAGAGAUGAAAAGAGUGCAGAUGAAGAUGGCUGACCAGCUGCAAGUGCCAUACAAUCGCAUCACACCAGAUCUGGUGGAGGCUGCAUUCUUCCUGUGCUCAUAUGAGUUUGCCAUCAAAUCUUUGAACUCUGCCUGGUGCAACCUGUUUGAUGAGACUGACGCCCAAGUGCUGGAGUACAAAAAUGACCUGAAACAGUACUGGAAGAGGGGCUAUGGUCAUGAUAUCAACCGCAAGUCCAGUUGCAAUCUCUUUCAUGACCUGUUCAAUCGUCUUGAUCAGGCUGCUCGUGAGAUCAGGUUUGGGCAUGUAUCUGAGGCUGUGAGCAUCCAGGUGGGUCAUGCCGAGACCCUCCUGCCCCUGUUGGCCCUCAUGGGCUUCUUCAGAGACGAGACGGCCCUGACUGCUGACAACUUUGACGUGCAAAAUGGCCGCACCUUCCGUACCAGCCGCAUUGUGCCUUACGCAGCCAACCUGCUCUUUGUGCUGUAUGACUGCAGCGAAGGACUCCGGCUACAGUUCCUCCUCAACGAGACACCUCAGAACUUCCCUGACAUAAUGCACCAGGCUCCACUCUACGAUACGGUCAGAGAGACCUACAGAGAGCUGCUGCAAGGCUGCAAUUUUGAAAAAGAGUGCGAGCUGUCCAGACCCAACUCUGAGUUGUGAGCUUGGGGCAUGUGAACGUAAAGGGCUCUCUCUACAGGGGUUGGAGGAUUCAAAUGUCUGUGUCAUGCAAGAGAGGGGUUUUAACGGUUUUGGCCAAAGCAGUUCCUUUGUUAAUGGUCUAGCUUUUUUUUAAGUAUUCAAGUCAGGUUUUACAGAUAUACACGUUUCACAGAUGGCGUUUACAGGUACACCCUUUUUUUAGGUGUCACUUUUUUUUCUUGGCCUUUUAUUUAACUAGGCAAGUCGGUUAAGAACAAAUUCUUAUUUUCAAUGACGGCCUAGGAACAGUGGGUU
Molecule: messenger RNA, 1805 nt
Organism: Salvelinus namaycush (lake trout)
Lineage: Eukaryota; Metazoa; Chordata; Actinopteri; Salmoniformes; Salmonidae
Gene: minpp1b
Product: multiple inositol-polyphosphate phosphatase 1b
Exons: 5
Coding region: 126-1511 (461 amino acids)
Molecular function (GO): inositol phosphate phosphatase activity; acid phosphatase activity
Source: RefSeq, a predicted model, not a curated record